AUGGCGGCCUCUCCCGCCGACACUGUCGAACAACACAUCGCGAACUUAAACAGCCUUACUCUCAAUCAGUGCAGCGCACUUGCGAGGCGUACGGAAGCGGAACUUCAAAAUAUAUCGAGCCACUUAUCGCAACUGCGAGUUGCUGCAGCUCGCCUUGCUGAGUCUCGAGAGGCGCUGACCCAGCUUGACUCCCACAUACAAAGGCAAAAACAGAAGGGAGAAACGGCAGAAGUUCUCGUGCCUCUCACUGGUGCUCUCUACGCGAAGGGUCGACUGCAGUGCGACGAUAAAGUUCUUGUAGAUAUCGGUGCAGGGUACAUGCUCCAGAAGACAUGUAAAGAUGCCAAGAAGGACGGAGAGAGGACAUUGAACCUUGUAUCCGAGCAACAGGGAAAGCUGGAAAAAAUGCUCAGUGAGAAACAGAAGCAGCUCGAGGUGCUUGUGGCAACGCUGAACCAGAAGGUAUUGGAGAAGCAAGCUUCCGCUCAGGCUGCGGCUGCUGCUGAUCAGAGCACUGCAGCGUGA
This is a messenger RNA of Eimeria maxima, 525 nucleotides long. Its product is annotated as prefoldin subunit 5, putative. Gene Ontology annotation, cellular component: cytoplasm; prefoldin complex. The transcript is spliced from 4 exons. Bases 1 to 525 code for a protein of 174 amino acids. NCBI's taxonomy places the organism in Eukaryota, Apicomplexa, Conoidasida, Eucoccidiorida, Eimeriidae. Gene Ontology annotation, biological process: protein folding; regulation of DNA-templated transcription. The record is from RefSeq and is a predicted model, not a curated record.